This is a messenger RNA of Penicillium lagena, 261 nucleotides long. RefSeq lists its product as uncharacterized. The coding region runs from base 1 to 261 and encodes 86 amino acids. Lineage: Eukaryota; Fungi; Ascomycota; Eurotiomycetes; Eurotiales; Aspergillaceae. The transcript has 2 exons. The record is from RefSeq and is a predicted model, not a curated record.
AUGAUGAGAGAGUUGAAGAACGAAGAAAUCAACACCUUUCAGACCUCCUCGACGCCCACCAGGCCCGGCCGACCGAAGUCCGACACCAUAACCAGGUCAAGAUCAUCACCACUCCCUGGACAACCGCGCGGUGACGCAGACACCGCCGAAGCAGCACGCGUGACACACGGGUCGUCGAGGCGGGAGUCCAAACGGUUUCACUUUAGGGCAUCGAGGACAUGGCAGUCAUCAGCAAGGGUGGAGAUUCUGUGGCUCUUUUAA